This is a messenger RNA of Eimeria mitis, 717 nucleotides long. RefSeq lists its product as uncharacterized. The transcript is spliced from 2 exons. The coding region runs from base 1 to 717 and encodes 238 amino acids. NCBI's taxonomy places the organism in Eukaryota, Apicomplexa, Conoidasida, Eucoccidiorida, Eimeriidae. The record is from RefSeq and is a predicted model, not a curated record.
AUGCGUCUGUGUCACUUAUUAUUUAUUUGUGGGCACGUUGCUCUGGGGGUUUGUGCUGUUAUAGAAAAACUACAAAAAGAGAUAAAACAGCUGAGACACAUGAAAGCAGCACAGCAGCAGCAGCAGCAGCAGCAGCAGCAGCAGCAGCCGCAGCAGCAGCAGCAGGAGCGGCAGCAGGAGAAAAAGAAGAAAAAACAGAAACAGAAACAGGAAGAUGUGCAGCAAGAUGAGGACGCUGAGGAGGAUAUAAACGGCAGCAGCAAACAGCAGCAGCAGCAGCAGCAGGAGCAGCAGCAGCAGCAGGAGGAGGAGUGUGACGAAGCAGCCGAUGAGCAGCAGCAGCAGCAGCAGCAGCAGCAGCAGCUCGAGGACAACAUGGGUCUCCAUACACGAGAAGAAGAAGACAUAGAGCUGCUGCAGCAGCUAAUAGAUAACGAGCUCACGCAGAGGGGCCUCCUGGGGGGCCCCUAUAAACGGCUGCUGCUUGCUGCUGCAUUUCAACCCCUGCUGCUGCUGCAGCAGCUGCAGCUGCUGCCUCCACAAGACAGCAGCAGCAGCAGCAGCAACAGCAGCAACAGCAGCAGCAGCAGCAGUGACAGCAGCAGCAGUGACAGCAGCAGCAACUUACCUCCUGCUGCUGCUGCUGCUGCUGCUGCUGCUGCUGCUGCUGGUGAGGGUACAGCAGGAGCAGCAGCAGCAGCAGGAGGAGGAGUGUGA